CCAAAGAUGAGGAAGACCCAUACCUUGUUCUUCUCACUACUCCUGGUGUGCGUGUCACUCACAGUCGAUGGCUCCCAGGAGGAUCAGCUCACGAGGUUUAUCCAAUCCAAGGCCAAGAAGAGCCACACUGUCAGGGCGACUAGCGCAAUCGGGCCUGCGGAAAACGACCCAUGGGCCGACCCCAGCAGCUUCAGCCACCUUCCCUCAAAGUGCCCGAUCCCGCCGGCCGGCACAAAGGAAGCAGACAAGAUCAUGGCGCUGCCCGGACAGCCACCGCGCGUUAACUUCGACGAGUACUCCGGCUAUGUCACGGUGAGCGAGGUGCACUUCCGCGAGCUCUUCUACUACUUCGUCGAGGCCCCCUACGAGGCCGCCUCCAAGCCGCUCAUCCUAUGGCUCAACGGCGGGCCUGGAUGCUCGUCACUCGGCUACGGGGCAUUUCAAGAGCUUGGGCCGUUCCGUGUGAACCCUGACGGGAAGACACUCAGCAGGAACAAGCACGCCUGGAACAACCUGGCUAACGUGAUCUUUCUGGAGUCACCGGCGGGCGUGGGGUUCUCCUACGCAGCCAACGACACGAACAACAACGACAACGUUGGUGAUAGGAGGACGGCUGAGGACACGUUCGUCUUCCUGCUCAACUGGCUAGAGAGGUUCCCCGAAUACAAGGGCCGUGAUUUCUACAUCGCUGGCGAGAGCUACGGCGGUCACUACGUCCCGCAACUCGCCACUGUCAUCGAAUUCAUGAACCAGCUCCAUGGAAGCACCCUCAUAAACCUUCGUGGCAUCUUCGUUGGCAACCCGUACCUCGACGACUACAAGAACGAGAAGGGGGAACUGGAGUUUUUGUGGAGCCACGGGGUGAUCUCCGACGAGGGGUGGGCCGGUAUUCUCGCCAACUGCAGCUUCAGCCCGUCCGACGACUGGCCGUGCACCGUGGCGGCGCUAAAGCCCCGGAAGGGUCAUUUCGACCAUUACAACAUAUAUGCCCCGCUAUGCCUUCAGGAGCCGCUCACCGGCACUUUCUACUCCAGCAGCUACCUUGCUGGCUACGACCCGUGCGCCGAUCACUACGUCGAGGCUUACAUGAACAAUCUCGUUGUCCAAGAAGCUAUGCACACCAGGGCCAACACGAGUUGGUCAAGUUGCAGUGAAGACGUGGGGUUGGAAUAUAACCCUGGGCCAGUUUCCGUGGUGCCAACCAUCAGCAGGCUGAUCAAACGCGGUCUAAGCGUAUGGAUCUUCAGCGGCGAUAUGGAUUCCGUAUGCUCGAUCAGUGCGACCAGGUUCUCCGUUCACGAUCUUAACUUACCCAUCACUAGCCCAUGGCGCCCAUGGUACACACCAGACACCGAGGUUGGUGGCUAUGUUCAGCAGUACAGUGGAGGCUUCACGUUUGCAUCUGUUAGGGGAGCUGGUCAUACGGUGCCCACUUUCCAGCCAAAGAGAGCGCUUGUUCUGCUCUACUCCUUCCUCAAGGGCAUGCUCCCACCUGAUGACAUCCCAAAUUAAAUUGGAAAUGCUUUCACAUGUUCAAGAUGUGUCUGAUUGGAAUGGUGUUCCUCCUUCCUUACAAUAAAUUGUUUCUCAAUUACAAACAGUUUAAUUUGAAAGUAUGUAUAAGACAUA
Molecule: messenger RNA, 1629 nt
Organism: Lolium perenne
Lineage: Eukaryota; Viridiplantae; Streptophyta; Magnoliopsida; Poales; Poaceae
Product: serine carboxypeptidase 1
Biological process (GO): proteolysis
Cellular component (GO): vacuole
Molecular function (GO): serine-type carboxypeptidase activity
Source: RefSeq, a predicted model, not a curated record